This is a messenger RNA of Ochlerotatus camptorhynchus, 2277 nucleotides long. RefSeq lists its product as uncharacterized. Gene Ontology annotation, biological process: DNA integration. The record is from RefSeq and is a predicted model, not a curated record. The coding region runs from base 1 to 2277 and encodes 758 amino acids. Gene Ontology annotation, molecular function: nucleic acid binding. NCBI's taxonomy places the organism in Eukaryota, Metazoa, Arthropoda, Insecta, Diptera, Culicidae. The transcript has a single exon.
AUGGGUCCAGUUGUCGUCAUUGCCAAGAUAUUUCUCCAAGAAUUGUGGAAGCAGCAGUGCGGUUGGGAUGAUCCACUACCCGAAGCGAUGCAGAACUUUUGGCAGGAGUAUAGGAUGAAUUUGACAGCCCUCUCGUCGUUUUCAAUUCCUCGGUGGAUAGGAUACACAUCUGAUGCAAUUUCGGUCGAGUUGCACGGUUUCUGUGACGCAUCAGACAAGGCAUACGGUGCAUGCCUCUACAUGCGUUGUACGCUGUCGGUUGGCUCAGUAGAAGUUCGCCUGCUGAUUUCCAAAUCGAGAGUAGCACCACUGGAGGAUCUCAAGCGCAACAAGAAGAAGUUAACCACCCCUCGCCUCGAGUUGUCAUCCGCACUGCUCUUCAGUCAUCUGUACGAGAAGGUCAAGCACAGUAUUCGUAUUCCGCACACCGCAAGCUUCUGGACAGACUCGACAAUCGUAAUGCAUUGGUUAUCUUCGCUGCUAUCGAGGUGGCAGAUGUUCGUAGCGAAUCGCGUGUCCGAGAUUCAGCACAUUACGAAGGGUUUCGAUUGGAAUCAUGUCGCUGGCUUGGAGAACCCAGCUGACAUCGUGUCACGAGGGAUGAUACCGGCUCAGCUUCAGUACAGCACGAUUUGGUUUGAAGGUCCACCAUGGCUGCGUCGAGACCGCAGCACCUGGCCGGUGGGAAGUCCUGAGGAAGAUUUCGAGCAAUCACUGCUAGAAGAACGAAGUGCAGUCGCAAUUCCAGCACAGUCCAAGCCACACAGCGACAUCUUUUCACUUCAUUCCUCUCUAUCUACGCUGAUCCGUAAAGUUGCAUGGAUUCGUCGCUUCAUCCACAACUGUCACCAUCGCGAAGAAAGACGCAAUGGGUAUCUCAGUCACGCUGAAUUCCAAGAAGCUAUGCUAUCACUAAUCCGUUUGUCUCAGAGGGAAUCGUUUCCGGAGGAGAUUUCUGCACUCCAGAGCGGAAAUCAAGUCAAGCCGUCGCCAUCGAUCAACAGACUCACACCAAUUCUCGUUGAUGGGGUACUGUACGUAGGUGGUCGACUAUCUAAGGCACCUAUUCCAGCGAGUCGCAAGCAUCCAGCGAUUCUCAGCUAUCAUCAUCCCCUGAGCAAACUAGUAGUCAUACACUACCACCAGAAAUUGUUCCACGCUGGGCAACAGCUUCUCAUAAGUAGAGUACGGAAGAAGUACUGGCCCACGCAGAUCAGAAGAUUAGCCAACACCGUAAUCAACGAAUGCGUGCCGUGCUUCCGAUGCAGACCGAAAGUGUUGGAUCAGCUGAUGGCAGAUUUGCCGUCGGAACGAGUUACACCCGCGCCACCGUUCCUGAAAGUUGGUGUCGAUUACUGUGGACCUUUUCUGGUUGCCUAUCCCAAUCGUCGUACAACUCCGCGUAAAUAUUUCGUCGCAAUCUUCGUCUGCUUGGUCACGAAGGCUGUUCAUCUGGAGCUGGUGGGAGAUUUAACAAGCGAAGCCUUCCUCGCAGCAUUCAAGCGUUUCGUCGCACGAAGAGGCAAACCAACCCUGGUAAUGUGUGACAACGCUCUCAACUUCGUCGGAGCAAGGCGCAAACUCGACGAACUACACGAACUAUUCCGUAACCAGCAGUUCCAGCAGUCGAUCGUAAAUGAAGCUGAAGAAGACGAGAUAGAAUUUCGAUUCAUCCCAGCACGUUCGCCCAAUUUCGGUGGCCUUUGGGAAGCUGCCGUAAAAUCCUUCAAAAGCCACUUCAAACGCACCAUCGGAUCCAGAACGUUAUUGCACGAUGAAAUGCAAACGGUGAUAGUUCAAGUGGAAGCGAUCCUCAACUCCCGUCCGUUGACGCCGAUCAGCAAUGACCCAACGGAUUUCGAAGCAUUGACGCCUGGUCAUUUUCUGGUUCAGCGACCGCUAACAGCUGUUCCAGAACCGGACCUCAGUUAUAUCCCGGAGAAUCGUCUUUCACUGUGGCAAAAAUCGCAAGACUUCGUGCAGCAGAUAUGGAAGAAAUGGUCCUCGCAAUACCUGUCCGAUCUCCAUAACCGAACCAAGUGGACUCGUCGACGCAAUAACAUCUCCGUUGAUACAAUGGUUCUCGUGAAAGAGGACAAUCUUCCACCGAUGAAAUGGAAGUUGGGACGAGUAGUAGAGGUUCACGCGGGUUCCGAUGGGAAUAUCCGUGUAGUGACCGUGAGAACGAAGGACGGUCUUUUCCGGAGAGCUAUCUCGAAGAUUUGCGUCCUUCCCAUUCGGGACAAUCAAGCUGUGUCCACUUCUGAGGAGAAUUGA